Penicillium waksmanii is the source of this 666-nucleotide messenger RNA. Its product is annotated as putative TFIID and and SAGA complex TAF10 subunit. Gene Ontology annotation, molecular function: promoter-specific chromatin binding; RNA polymerase II general transcription initiation factor activity. Bases 1 to 666 code for a protein of 221 amino acids. The transcript is spliced from 3 exons. Gene Ontology annotation, biological process: transcription initiation at RNA polymerase II promoter. Lineage: Eukaryota; Fungi; Ascomycota; Eurotiomycetes; Eurotiales; Aspergillaceae. The record is from RefSeq and is a predicted model, not a curated record. Gene Ontology annotation, cellular component: nucleus; SAGA complex; transcription factor TFIID complex.
AUGACUACUCCUGCUGAGCCAGCCACUGAUUCGGCCGUGAAGCCCGAACCUGACCUUGACACUUCGAUCGAACAAGAUAUCGACAUGAAUGCAGAACAGACCCAGGCCACCGGCGACGACAACGCUCCUCACCCAACGGAUGCCGAUCCCAUGGCCGCCGCGCCGCAGCCGUCCAAGAAGGAGACCAGCUUGCGCGAGUUCCUAGGCAAGAUGGAUGAUUAUGCGCCAAUAAUCCCCGACGCAGUAACAGCUCACUACCUCACUCUAGCCGGCCUCCCACCCCCAGGCACCGGCCCCAAUCAAACUCCACCACACCUCGCCCGCCUCCUCGCACUCGCCACGCAGAAAUUCGUCUCGGACCUCGCAGCCGACUCUUACCAAUUCGCCCGCAUCCGCGCUUCCAACAGUUCCUCCGCCAACAACCCCAUGGGCAGUUUGACAGCUGCGUCUGGUCUCGGCGGGCCCGCGGGCCCAGCGCCUGGAGGCCCUGCCGGCGGCGACAAGGGAAACAAGGGCAAUACGCAUCUCGGUAUUCAGCGGGCUGGAUUUGGAGGUGGGGGUUCGGGUGGUACGGGUCAGGGCCGGACUGUGCUUACCAUGGAAGAUCUUGGCAUGGCGGUUUCGGAGUACGGGGUUACCGUUAAGCGCGGCGAGUUCUAUCGUUGA